UUUCGAUAUUUAUGCAUGUGCAUGCUGGAAAUCUACAUAACCUUUUGUUGCUCAUUUUCGGUGUCGUAAGGUCUCCGUUUUAUUUCGAAAUCAGUUUAAUGCGAAAAUCUUGGCCAGUCCACUAAGCAGUGUCGCAGUCAGAGAGGAUGACAAAGCCUAAGGAAGGUGCAAGCCACCAAAAUGGUCAGGCACAUGAUAAGGACAUCGUUAGGGCUAAUGGACACGAUAAAGGAGAUGACCGGCGGCCAUUCAGCAUAAAGUGCGAGUGGGACAUCAAACAGACUCAGCAGUUUUCUGACGAUGGAACCAAUACUUAUUUCUGGUGAGCCAAGCGGCCGGUCAUAUUGCAGAAGUCUCCAUAGCUAAUGAGGUUUUCGUUGCGCUCGAUCGCCCUUAUUUGCGUGAUAAAUUUACUUCCCCAAGCAGGUGUAUUAGGUAAUCAUGUCUUGAUUACUCUAUGUACAUAGCAGCUUCGAUUGAUAAAGCUCAAGCAGAAGUGCUUUAUUUUUUUCAUCAGUUUACUACUUUUCCUGUAUUUUGCAUCCGCUGAAGUAAAAACUUUUAUCUCAGUUUAGGUUUCAUACAUGUAUCCGAUGUAUAUACACUACUGUAUGAUUGCUCUUUGUAUGUGUCCGGUCAAGCAAUGCUAUGGUAGCAACAUGUGCAUGCAUGCAUGCAUGCAUGAUGCGAUGAUUUGUAGCCCUGAGAGAUUUUUAUCACGUACCCAAGUGCACUUUAUCCCCAUAAGACUUGCCCUUGAAAUGAGAAGUUCACAAAGUAAUCAUGGACACUUCUUGGUUUUUAGCCAAAUGAGAUUAAAAAAAUCAAAGCUGGUGUCAAAAUAUAAUUUGGUUUUAUCAACUGAGUUGGUAAUGUAAAUUGGGCUCCAUGAAGAGUUUCAAAGCUGACCAGUGUGGCCAAUUCACAUUAUCAGCCCACAACACCAAAUUAUCUAGUAAUACCCACCAAUGCCGCACUACUGUUUCUCUAGAAACUUACACCCUUUAUUCCAAGUUGGUGUCAGUUAUGGAACAGUCAGGUGCAGUGAGGAUCAGUGGCUUAUUAAGUGCAUGUGAGAUUAAUGCUUGUACAUUUAAUGAAGUUGCUCUGUGAAAAUGGAUGGGACUUACUUCUAAAAUUAUUAUGGCUUAUGAUUUUUCUCAGGAGAGCGCACACAGUGACAGUUCUUCUAAUAAUGCUUUGUGUGUUGGUUUAUGUUGGAGCUUUUGAGAAAACUAAGGAAAACAGUGAAUACAACACAAAGAGGUAUGAAUAUUUUAUAUAGAAAAAAUGGACGUGACCACAAGUAUAGUUUAACCCUUUACACCCUAAAAUCAGUAAGCAUAUUCUCCUUUCUGUUCCCUAAACAUUUUCUGAGGUGCUGUCAAGGAGAAUUUGUUUGACAAUCCUGAGCUUCAGUGGGUGAUCAUUUUAUUCAUUCUCAUGACCUUAAUGUGUGAUUCAGGGAUAAUAUUUAAGGAUAAAACAACUAUUUCUCAUGUAUUAAAGGCUUCUGAUUUAAACUGCUGAUUUUGAGUGGGUAAUCUGCUGCUUUAGUUAAUUACCAAUAAAAUUAAUUUAAUUAACUUUUUAGAUAUAACUUGCUCCUUUUUACAUUUAUACUUGCUUCAAACUCUUUCCAACAAUGAAGAUUCUUGUGCAGAGCCACUGUUACUCCUUGUUCCCUUUUACUCACUUCAAACUCUUUGUACAAGUGCUCAGGUAAAGGAAUCCACAUCUUAGCUACUCGUUUUUUUCACAAUUUUUUGGGGGAUUAUGCCUCCAUCCCCCCCUCCUUCCCCCCAGUAAAAAAGGUGAUGACCAUGGCAUCACAGUCAAUGGAGAGGUGGGCAAAAAAUUGUUUUUGCAAAUUAAUUUGUGAGCUCUGCAUUUAUUGAAUGAACACCCAUAUCUAAUGUGUGUUGAAGUGGUUAAUUGGAGGUUGUAAAAUGCAGGUUUUAUAUGGAUGUCAUUGUGGCAGGCUAAAUGUGAUAAAACCAGUAAACUAUGCCUAGACAUGACUUUGUCUCAUUACCCUAACAUGUAUCUCUCAGUGGUGAUCGACAUGUAAUUUUCUCCUAAAAGUUUGUAUGAAAUUAUCAAGUAAACAGGUGAUGAGAAUUAAGAUGUAUUUUUCUUAAUGAACUCUCAAUUUUCAUAAUCCCUUGACCCUAAGAGUGACUAGCAUCUUAGAUUUCCUUACAAUAUCAGCCCUGAAUCAAACUUUAGAGUCACAGGAAUAAAGAAAAUGAUUUCCAACCAAAAGAGAAUUUGAAUUAUCACACAAAUUCCCCUUGUCAGCACCUAAGGAAAUGUAUAGCAAAUAGUAUAGAAAAUAUGCAUACUCAUAUUAGGGUGUAGAGGGUUAACAGCCAGUUAAUAAGGAACUAUAUAUCAGCCAGAAGAGAGAAUUAGUGAUCAAAUUCUGCAAUUUAGAGCACAUUUUGACUGAGUAUUGUUAAUCCAGAAUUAAAAUACUCAAAAUUGCCACUGACAACACAGGAAAAUAUCACAGGGCAUGAAGGGGCAAAUUAAAAAAACAAGCAUAGUGCCUGACGACAGUCGUGCCUUUAGUUGUGGAUUCACAUGUAAUUGUUUGUCAGGGUGGUAUCAGCUUUCUAGACCAAUCACUAAUUAUAGAAAAGUAAAACCACUGUCAACCAGAAUUAGUACUUAAUUACUUUUUGUGACACUUUUGCUCUUAAGGGUGUAACACGAUAUUUGCAUGUUAUGUUGUUUCAGAGGACUUAUAGCCUGUAUAGCUGUGUUUUUGUUGUUUGGGGUUACUCAGAUUAGAGAUGGUCCAUUCAAACGACCUCACCCAGGUAUGUGAUUGAUUGGCCAAAAUGUAAUAAACCUUUAAAAUAGUUGUUUUGUUCAAAAGAUGAACACCUGAGAUGAAACCACAUACAGGUAGAGAUGGUUUCAAUUAUAAUAGAUCAAUACAUCAAGACAAUCACACAGAUUGCUAAUGAUAGAUUUGAAAAACUCAGGCUUAAUUUUAAAGAUGCUUAAAACACCAUGAAGCACAUUGGUUUACGGAGGUUUUUUUAUUUACAAAGUCUCCCCUACCUGACAAAUUUUCCCCAGCCUGUCCUGUUAAAAACUUUGCUGCUAUACCUUAUUUAAUUCUAUUUCCUAAAUAGGCACGCUGAUUAAGUUGAUUCAUGUUGGGGACAAAAUCUAUCAUUGUGGUGGCAAAUUCCUAAGGGGCAACCAUAGGUUUGACCCCUAGUGUUGCAUCAGUAUGUUGUAAAAGGCAUUAAAUAUUACCAUUGCCCACAAAUGUACUGCAGACCAACCCAUAAAUAACAUGUUCUUAAUCUCAAGUUCUCUGUUUUGAUUUUCAGCUUUCUGGCGUAUCAUUCUUUGCCUGAGUGUUGUUUAUGAAUUGGCUCUAAUUUUUCUUUUAUUCCAGGUAUGGGGUUUUUGGUAAAUAUAUGUUAUUUGUCAUUAACACCCCUUCAAUUGGUAAAGUCUGCUGUUUAUAUUAGACAAUAACUUACACUAACAAAAUUAUUUAGAUUUUUUUGUUGCAAUCAUGAAUGCUGCUGAUAUUCUCAUUUUGGCCCUCAUUGUUCUCUUUUUUACUUACCUUUGCAUGCAAAAUUAUUUUCAGACAACUGAUGAUGCAAGGCAGUUAUUGAAGUAUCUUGACGAAGAUUUGGGGAAACCAUUGCCUGAGCAAUCUUAUGGGGAAGACUGUAGGUUGUACACUCCUGGACAUCCCAAGGGAUCAUUCCAUACCUUUCUUGUAGGUGCAAGUUAAAUUUUUAACCCUUUAAACUUAAGAGCGACAGGCAUCUACAUGUAAUUUCUCCUCACAGUAAUACUGCUGAAUCAUUCAUUAAGAUUAUGAGUCAGAAUAAAGGAAAUACUGGUAAUUGCUGACUUAGGAAGCUUUGAGAGUUAAACCAUCAAAAAAUAUCAGCACCAUAGGAAAUGAAUAGAGAAGAGUAUGGAAAUUAUGGAUACUGAUUUUGGGGUAUACAGGGUUUGCUUUUUCACCCCAAAUUAAGUAGUUGUUCUGAGUGUUUGAAAAAUCAAAUAAAUUGUUUAGCAGCAGAGAUUGCAACAUAAUUGGUUCAAGUUAGCAAAUUUCUAUUUAAUCAAAAAUAUUUUCUUAAAGUAAAGAACCCUCAGAAUGUUGGAAACAUUAUUUUGAGUCUAAAUGUACCCUUCUCUAAGCACUGUCAUUCUUUAAUGCCCCACAGGAGAAGUGUGAUGUCUUUUUACCAGCUCAUUUCUUUGGAUGGUGGGCAAAGGUAAGGUGAAGUUGUUGAAGUGAAGCAUUGAGAUUACAGACAUUUCUAGCUGGGGGUUCUCUUAUCUGUUACUGGUUGGUAGUGAAAGAAUCCUAGGAGUGACUAAUUGCUUGUUUGGUAUAAAAUCGUCUCUCUUUUGUACAACUUGCCAAGUGUGUAUCCCUUUUUAAUUUUUAUGACCAAUUUUGUGUUUGUAGGCACUCAUCCUGCGUGACUAUUGGUUAUUGACUGUCAUCAGUGUUCUCUUUGAAGUCUUGGAGUAUUCCUUGGAGCAUCAGUUACCAAACUUUAGUGAAUGUUGGUGGGAUCAUGUAAGUUCAACUCCUCAAAUGAUAAUUUUCUUUAAUCCUGUGAUUCCUUGUAACUACUCAACAGUUUCAUUACAAGGGAUGAUGAUAAGCAGGUGUGAUGUUGCUUCUCAAACCCUUGACUAAUUUAUAGGUAAAUAUACAGAACACUCCUAAAAGAGUCCAGUUGGUAGAAAGCCCUGAUAAGUACUUGGACGGUGUGCAUUAAAGUGUUCAAAAUUGUGGGUUUUGAUAUCCUUACCCCCUUCAGCCUUUGUAAAUCAUCAUUUACCAGAUCAAAAGGUUAAAAAAAAUUCAAUGCAGCUUGAUGGUUGGGUCAUCAGGCUUUUGAUUAAUGUCAUUAUCUGAACAACUGCUCACCUAUCCCUCCCCUGGCCCUAAAUUGUUAUCAAUUGACUGUUAUUGGGUCAGGGGAGGGGUAAGGUAGCAUUGCCUGACGUGGGGUCUUUUAGGUUCACUUCUUAGAAUGCCUUACUUGGCCAUAGACCAUAACCCAACAGUCAAGCUAGCAAAAAUAGACUGCCAAUAAUUAUACUCUUGUCACUAAAAUGUCCUUUUUGAAGUGCUUCAAAUAAAAAUGGAGAUCCAUAUGGUUUGGAUCAAGGGGAUAGAUGUUUUUGCAUUGUAUGGUGUGGAGUGUGUUUAGUAACUAUUUGUUCUGUGAAAUUUAUGUAAGCCACUUAUUCUUUUAAUAGUGGAUCAUGGAUGUUCUCGUUUGCAACGGUUUUGGAGCAUAUCUUGGUAUGAAGACUUGUGAAUAUCUUGGAAAUAAGGUACAUUGCAGCUGUCAUCUUACUCAUGCCCUGUCAUUAGGUGGCUCAAAAUGCUUUCGGUAUUUUUUGACACCAGUGCUUGGGUAGAUUGAUAUGAACGCACUUAUUUCGUGUGUUCUCCAAUGAAUAUGGUGUAAAAAUAUUGUAAAAUCAUAUCUAUAAAACAUAUGAUUAUUUUUUUGGACAUCUUGGGUACCAGAACCACUUUGAAUUCCCCCAUAAAAUAAGGUGGCUCUGAACCGUAUUUACAGAAAAGGCGUGGGGGGGAGGGGCAAAUGUUUUUCGAACGUUUUGAAGAAAAGCUUUUUGUUUUUCAAUAAUUUUAUGAUAUAUGUGGGACGUUUCUUUUUACAUUCACAGCCAUACCACUGGAGAGGGUUAUGGAACAUUCCCACCUACAGGUAAGCUUUCCGUACGCAUUAAUGGAUAUUUUAACCAUCUUUUAAAUAUUAUCGCUGUCGUUCUCUCUGGGGCAACACAAUUAAAUCCUAUAGCCACAAACCCAUUUCAAACAAACCCUUCUUCAAAUUGUAUAAAACUGUAUUUCCCCCAGAUUUCUGGUUGAAAUCCACUUGUAAUUUCACCCAUCCCUUCAUAUAAUUUGCGUUCCAAUUUAUCCUCGAUCACCAGAACUUUAGUCCAAAUUCUAGUUUUAAUUGUAGCAGUCUUGAAUUUUUAGCCUUUGGUUUUUCCUUACUCAAAAUGACUGUCAGCCUAGUGAAGGUUACAAUUUUAAGAGAUUGAAGAGACGUCAUGUGUAGCACAGGUCCUUAGUGUUGUAGUUCAUAAGAUACUCCAUUCAACAUGCAUUCCUUUUCCUCUGUGAUAGUGAUGUUGGACGUAUUGGUUUCGAUGUGAUUAGUUACACAUAUUGAUGGGUUUUUGCGAUGUCACGUCAUGAAAAAUAAAACAUUUGAGGGACAGUGUUUUGUUUGUUUGUUUUGUUUGUUUGUUUUAUAAGAAAUCAGUAAUAACAUGCAUAAACGAGAAGUACCCUUGCCAAACAUAUUUCAAUAUUCAACAGUCAUUUGAUGGAAAACAGUAUUUAUGCAACACAUGUUGUCAUUCAAAAGUCAUAAAAGGAAAAUUACCAUGUCAGGCUAUAGUGAAUUAUAUGUAUGUGAAUGAAAUACCCACAGAACUAUCCACACUAGAAAAAAUAGAACAAAUACUAUAGCUCAACGAAUAGUAUUUGAGUAUAUCAGUGGUUUUGCAUAAAGGAAAACAGAAAAAAUUAAAGGUGCAAUAUGCAAUUUACCUGUAGAAUGUGAUCAGACAUGUAAACAACUCCCUCGUCCACCUGACAGAUCUGGUAUAAUAAUGCUAAAGCUUAAAAGACAGUUACAAUUUAGAGGACAUGUUUAUUUUUAAGCAGUACGACCAGAGUUCAUACAGCAAGUUCUUAACUGGCUCAAAGUAUAUAAUCCAUUGUACAAAGAUAUACAAGUUGAUAUUAGCAAUAUUGAUAGCAACCUCACAGCUUUACAAAAUAAUGCAGAUGAUAAUGACACACAUCAACAAGCUAUAUAAAACAAUGUAACAACAGAUAGUGAUCUUGCAUUGGAGUAUGAAUCCAGUGGUGAAUGCUCGAGUAAAACGCUCGAUAUGAAGCCCGAGUGAACGUUCCUCGAGCGUGUAAUUGGAAUGUCACUCAACGGAACAAUUUGGAAAGUCAUUGUUGUUUUACUGGAAGAUAAAAAAAAUACUCGGCGAGCUAAAACUUGCGAAAACGUCGAUUUCUGCCAAGGUUUUUCAUGAUAUGAAGCUCUGAAGUCGAAAGGACUCGCUUUUGAUAGCGAUUCUUUGUAACUCAGUAAAAGCAAACUAGCGAAUUAUUGUGAAACUUCACACUCGUGAACUAUAGUUUCGUAAUUUUCUCCUCAAAUUACCUGACAUGCACAUAAUUCUUUCGUCCUCAAACAGACAAUUGAUGUUAGUGUAAGUAAACAGAAGUUUCGUGGUGUUCUAAGAAACUUGUUUGUUGGCCACCAAUCGACAAAUAGUUGACUCCUCUUCAAUUCCGCUGAAAUCAAAUGGAGGUUGACCAUUUCGACUUGAAUAUGGAUAAUAAUUCUGUAAGCGAUCUUCGGUUACGAGCGAAGGAUCAAAAGCACCAUGUGUAGUGGACCAAAGCCACUUCAAAAGCGCUUCGAUGCUCUCAAACACAUAUCGUGCGAUCUGAGCAUCAUAACUUUUGACAAUAUCAAACCCGGCUGCUGAACAAUAUUGCUCGAUCGUUGACCUCGCUUCAAAAUUGAACAUGUUAAGUAAAUGUUCGGCAUUUUCUGGAUUCAGUUCCUUAAAGGCGCUUGUCAUGAAUGGGAAUAGAUAGCUGACGUACUGAGCUGCAAUUUUGGCAUGACCAUUCCGCUUUAGGCUCGCGUACAUAUUCCGAAACGCAUUGGAUUUGUCUGGGAUCCAGUGCAGCACAUAGUUGCUGAAGAUAAUGUCGUAGGAUUCUGAGCCCAUACCAGGGAAGUUUGAAGAGCUCCCCUCGAUAAACGAAAGAUUGUCGAUAUUACUGUGUGAUUUUUUAGCAAGUUUAAGGCGUUCUUUGUCAGGAUCAACACCCACAACCUUUCCACUGUUUCCAACAAGCUGAGCAAGAUAUGCAGACAGCUCUCCUGUGCCACAACCGAGGUCUAAGAUCGUGUCUCCGGCUUGGGGUUGAACUUCGGUCUCUAUGAACAUUUCACCAGACUUGUUUUGCACAGUACGAGAGCUUUGCUUGUAACCCUCAGAGGCAGUGUUGAUAGUCGAUGAAACAUAACAAUUUUUCCGUUCCAUGGCGCUCAGAAUGUCGUAGUGGUCUUAAACGGUUCGACUUUACGAGAGAACCAAGUUAUCGAUAGAAACUCGUAAACAGUGACGUCAUUGAAUAGUGGCCAUUUGGCAUAUGACAGGAAAUCUGGAUAGCCCAAACUUAGAGCAGUCGGCAGCCCGUCCUACGAGGCUUCACAGUUGAAGAAAAUAAUUUUUCAAACUAAAAUAAAUUUGUCAUCAGCCAGAGGUGGACGGUUGAUUCUGAGGCCUAGAUGGACACCACGUGUUUACUCCCCCUUAUAUACCACUGCAUCAUUACCCAUGAUGCUCGGGCCCAAGGCCCAGGCUUUGUCGUAUCUUGUGCCAACAAAAUAUUUAUUUCUGCCGUAUUCGCAGACUCAGUCGUCAGAAAUACCAUAUUGUUUGGAAGUGACAAACUUAUCAUCUGAAGAGUUUUGUUCGCUUGAUCGAACAUCAAAUUCUGUCUGCCAAAUAAAAAGGAAAUUAAGGACACCUAGAAGGAAGAAUAAUUCAUCAGCAGGUGUUACGCUUAAGGUUUGAGGUAUCACAGAAGGAAAAUUAGCUUUUCCAUUCAAACUGAGGUAGCGUGAAAAUUAUGCGCGCCAACUCUGUAAAAGUCUACAUUUUCCUAAAGCUUAAUAAACACUGAUUUCGGAUAUGUAACUUAUUAUUUUCUUGAUUUAUACCACAGAACAAAAUAGGAGCUUAUUUAUUCACGCCGAGACGUUUUUCGAGAUACGUUUAUUUGACGACGCAUUUUAAUCAACACGUUUCUUUUUUAUCGGAACGUGAUCUGCACAUAUUGACUUAAAAGAGAAGGUUUGGAAUUUGCAUUUAGCGCUUCGUUAUUUACCGAAUAUCAGCCAGUAAUAAAAUCAUUAAAAAUCAGAACUCAAGCCAAAACACUUUACCAGAUUUUUUUCGGGGCGUUGGUCACGCCUAUGAAGGCUGUUACCUAAUCACAUCGGAGAGAGCCAUUUGAGACUGUUUUGCUGACGUGUGCUCGAGGCAAAGAGCCAACAAGGAGUUAGGUCGAGAAGGUUAAGUAACACGUGUGGAUGUGUAGCUACUUAUGACGAUAUGGAAGGAGCAAAAAGAGGAGAAAAGAGGUCAGGGAGAGGAAGGAGAGCUACACUCCAAACCCAAUUUAAAACAGCUUUUCAACGAUCGAUGCUCGAAGUGCAAUGCUACGCGAAUGAUGAUGGACUGUCGGCGAAAUUUAUCGCGAACUAGCGCCCACAGCAACUUCGAUAGACAUAGACUCUGGCCAAUGAAUCUCUUCAGUCUAAUAGGAACCCCUGUCACUAUCAGUGAACAAAAUUUCCACUCCGAUGCAAAUUGCGAAUAAAUUUUCUUUUUCCGCAACGGCAAAAGGGAUUUGUCACUUUUGAACAUGAUAACAGCUUGAAAACAACACAUGAAUUACAAAAACAAUCUCUCUAGCUUUCCGAAAGAACUUAUGUAAGUAGACUUGAUGACGAAUGAGUGAUUUCGGAACUGCACAAAACUGUAUAGUAUGCAUUAUGAAUCAACAGUGGAAAUCGUGAAUUAGGUGACGAGAUUAAGUUGAUAUGAGUUGUCUUCAAUCUUACGCCUUCCGUUCUACUCUCAAAUAACUAUAUGCUUUUAUCUUCUAAUUUUUGAACACUCCUUUUAUGACAAUUUUUUUUCUCAGUGGCAUGUUCAAAAGAGUUGCUGCUCAAUUCACUCCUUAUUCGUGGACAUCUUAUGAUUGGAAAGCCACCACAAGCCUUACAAGAUGGCUGGCUGUCUGUGGAAUUGCUGCUGUGGUAUGUGAAAAAUCCUGCUGUUCUUGGGGUCUGAGAACGCUUUUCAAAUGAGUGUAGUAAAACCAACACCGAAGCGAUCAAAACAGCCUGGCAUAGCAAGGAAAAUAUCACCAGGAACCAAUGAGUUUUUUAAGUAAAAAUAAGAAAGCUACCUGAAGCGCGGGAAAACGCGGGUGACCAAGUUGCGAUUGGUUUUGGUUUGGAAUCUGAUUGGUUCAGAAAGUGGCGCGAGUUCUCUGGACCAAUCACCUAUCGAAGUAAAGCAAAUCAAUGCAAUUUCGGAUUACUUGCUCUGUUUCGUGUCUGCAAUCAAAUACGCUAAAAAACUUUUAAUUAAUUUUUCAGUUCCUUAUGGCCGAGUUAAACUUGUUUUACUUGAAGUUUAUUUUGUGGAUUCCUCCUCCUCAUUUCAUCAUGCAAGUUCGUAUGGCACUGUACCUUGGGAUGGGAGCUGUGGCACUGAAUGAAACAUUUAGAUACAUGGACGACCCGUAAGUUACUAAUGUUGUAGCCUGCAAGCAGGUGCUCAUCUUUAUUAACGCUUCGGCACCAGUGUUUCCUCGCUCGCGGGAAAGCUUAAGGCACGUGAACUUGCGAGAGGUCUGCAAGGGACAGUUAAGAAUUGAUUAUUAGUGCCAGAUCCCCGACAAACCUCUCCCUGACUCGUUUCAAAUUUUCCCGGGGACAGGUAGCAUCUGUCUUACAGCCUUUAUAAUGAGGGCCAGCACUUAGGCUACUAUUUUUAGAAAUUUAUGUAAGUAAGAACGCGGGGAGUGAAUUGGUGUCCAACUUAAUAAUAAAAAUAAAACAUAGCUAGCGUGAUCGACUGGAGUGAUGGUACGUAAAAAUUUACUGCCUGGCUUAAAAAGCAAAACUGGUCGGCUAUUAAAAGGCCUCCUAGAUGAGGACUUAACUGAUCUCUUGUAGAAAAAUAGUCGUAAGAAGCUUUAAGGUAUUAGUAAAUCUCCGUUGCUCUCUUUUCAUUUCAGCACUUGUAAGCGGUUUGGACAGCAGGCUUGGGUGGUCGCGGCUAUUGUUGCAACAGAAGUGCUAAUCUGCGUUAAAUUCGGUUGGGAAACCAUCACUAUACCCUUUCCUACACACGUGACAGUAUUCUGGCUUCUUUUCCUCGGCUCUUGGACUGCGUGGACGGUGUGGCAAUUUUGGCCUUCGAUUAUCGGCGGCUUUCGUAUCAAUCACGAUAAAGAAACCGAUAGUGGUAUUAAUAACGCAGAUCACAGACCAAAACAUGAAUGAAUUUUUGACAAAAUGUUCGAGAAUGAUUAAAUACUGAUCAAGAUUUUUAGGAUAAAUAAAAAUGGGGAAAAUUCCCUUUGGAUUUUUUUUCUCAUCAGCAUCAGGGCAGGUUGCGCUUUUCCUUCAAGCGUAAUAAAUUAAUUUGCUAAUUCUUGAGAAUGAUUUUCAAAGAACGUAAUUUGCCAAUUUUUGAGAAUGAUUUUCAAACAGUGCGUUCACGGCUAGUUUCAAAUUUGUCAGUAUCGUCAUCCUCAUUAUCAACGUCAUGAACUUUUCAGUUCAACGUUUUUCUUUUUGGUUACGUUUCUUUUUGUCCUGUCAAGAGAAUAAUGAUUUUAACAAUAUAUUGAGAAAUUUGUGUGAAAGAAUCAAUUCGUAUUCAAUCGGAACGAUCCCAACGGGCUAAUUUGUUCUUGUUUGCCGCUUGUAAUUAAUGUAUGCCUUGCAAGUGGCGAUCAAAUGGAGAGACACCCAGCCGGGAUAAAAAGGGUGUUGCGCCAUUUCUCUUCCAGCAAGAUGCCCCUUGAAACAUGCGAUCGCCAACUGCAACGGAUUUGUUAUGUGCUACCUAUCAGUGAACGGAUUUAUUAUAUGCUACCUAUCAGUGAACACACCAACAAUUCGGCGUAUCUCGCUGAACUGUUGUGAAUGUUUUACGGUCAUGCUUUUUGGUACACUGGGGUAGAAGACAAGGCAUUCAUUUAGUUAGCUCAACUGGGUUCCAUGAAAUUUCAGCUAAUUUUUACUCACGGGAAAUAUUUAUCAUAUGACCAAUUGUUAAGUGAAGGUAUCAAAAUGGUUCUCGUUAACCAAAGAAGAUCAAGGCUUGUGUAUUGCGUAUUUAUAAACAAUAUGGGAGGAGAGUGAUGUGAUAUCUAUGUUCUGUAGUAGGAGGGCCAGACUUAAAUUAUAUUUCAAAGUGUGACGCCUGAAAAGAAGAAGAAGAGGAGGAAAUUCUAGUUUCUUAUCACCGAGACAGGGCCGCAAAUAUUUUUACAUCUCCAACCGAACCUAAGAAAUAUGUACUUUUGAUUAAUUCACAUCAAGAACCAAAACCUUAGUUAAUGUAGCUGUAAUGCGUGGUUGGUGUUAAACGAAAAUUAUUCAAGGAUAGACAAAUUUUUCACAAGGCAGAAGCAUUUUUUUUCGAUCCUGUGCUUAAUUAUUAGCAGUGUCCUUCUGGAUUUUUAUGUAUUAGUGGUCAAAUGUUGCACUAUUAGCGUUAAGAAACCAGGUGCCUGUUUUAGUAAAACUUACGAUCGUGUAUAGCGAGUGAUAAUUUUAGCUCAACAUUUAUUGGUUGAAGUAACUGAAGGCACUCACCUAAUGUAGGCAUGAACACUCGAUACUAAGUUAAAAGACGUAUUUUUCUAGUUUAUGGUAGAGAAACAUGUUAAUACGCGAUUUUGAUAAAUAAAUAUGGACAAAUGAAAAAGGAUGUAGUGUGGGUCAAAUUGUGGGCGCACUAAUAAACUGAAGUGACAGAU
Molecule: messenger RNA, 12664 nt
Organism: Pocillopora meandrina
Lineage: Eukaryota; Metazoa; Cnidaria; Anthozoa; Scleractinia; Pocilloporidae
Source: the annotation of a GenBank genome assembly